AUGCCGGAGGAGAUCCAAGAAGACUCGGUGGCACCGAUGCACAACCAGAGGAUUAGGGCGCCACUGGCCCCCAACCACGUGCUGGAGGAGGUGCGUUUGCACCACGUGGAGUCCAUCAGCGACCUGCACAGCGGAGGCCUGCUGCGCCCCUAUCUGGCUGAAGAGGUGCGGCCGUGGGAGGAGCUGCUGGGCGUGCUGCCCCCGUCGCUGUGUGCGCAGGCAGGCUGCGGCCCGGGCUGUGGCCGUGGGGGGUUCCUGCUGCUCCUGGCCCUGCUGGUGUUCACCUGCCUGGCGCUGGCCAUUCUGGCUGUGUACUUGAGUGUGCUGCAGAGCGAAUCGCUGCGGGUGCUGGCACACACGCUGCGCACACAGGAGGAGACGCUGCUCAAGCUGCGCCUCGCCAGCCUCAGCCAGCUCCGAAGGCUCAACUCCAGCACCGCCCGGGCGCCCAGCUGAGGGGGCCCCAGGGCCAGCGUGUCUGUGGGUGUCUGGCAGGCCUCGCC
Molecule: messenger RNA, 503 nt
Organism: Dipodomys ordii (Ord's kangaroo rat)
Lineage: Eukaryota; Metazoa; Chordata; Mammalia; Rodentia; Heteromyidae
Gene: Lsmem2
Product: leucine-rich single-pass membrane protein 2
Exons: 4
Coding region: 1-456 (151 amino acids)
Source: RefSeq, a predicted model, not a curated record